AUGCAAAGCUUGCUUAACACCUUCCCUCAUCAAACUUGCUUCAAACCCUUCACUUUUAAUCCUGAUAUUGCUCAUAAGCUUCCAAUAACAAGAACUGGGCUCUUAGCCCAAAGGCUUGAGCUUGUCUUUCCAAGAAGAUAUUGCGUAAAUGUAGGCACGGAUAAUGCUGCUAUUAGCUCAAGGAGUGUUGAGAGUGACGAUGAGGAAGAAGAAGAAAAUGGAGAUGGUAAAAUGGAUUGGGAGUUGGAGUUUCUUGGAGAUCUUGACCCUCUGGGUUUCCAGGCCCCCAACAAGAGGAAGAAGCUAAAGAAGUCUAAGUCGCUUGAAGAGAGUGAGGGAAUGGAUUGGUGUGUGAGGGCAAGAAAGACUGCUCUUAAAUCGAUUGAGGCGAAGGGCUUAUCUCAUCUAAUGGAAGAUAUGAUGACAGUAAAGAAGAAAAAGAAGAACAAGAAGAAGAAGCUGGGGAAAAUAGAGAAAGUGAAUAAGAAAAUCAAGGAAGUUGAAGAAGAUUUGGAUAUUGAUUCCGAGGAAGACUUUGAUAUGCAAGAUACAAAUAUUCUUAAUGGUGCUAGUCAUUUAAGAAGAACUGUGAGUGUGCUGGCAGGUGGGAUGUUUGAAGAGAAAAAGGAGAAGACCAUGGAAGAGUUUGUUCAGAGGCUUUCCCAAUUCUCGGGGCCAUCUGAUCGUAAGAAAGAAAUCAACUUGAAUAGAGCUAUUAUUGACGCACAAACUGCAGAAGAAGUGUUGGAGGUUAUGGCAGAGACAAUCAUGGCUGUUGGGAAAGGCUUGAGUCCCUCACCUCUCUCUCCUUUGAACAUUGCCACCGCUCUUCAUCGAAUUGCUAAGAAUAUGGAGAAAGUUUCAAUGAUAGAGACACGUAGGUUGGCUUUUGCACGCCAAAGAGAGAUGUCUAUGCUUGUAGGAAUAGCAAUGACAGCCUUACCAGACUGUUCAGCUCAAGGUAUCUCUAAUAUCUCGUGGGCAUUGUCUAAGAUUGGUGGUGAUCUGAUUUACUUGUCAGAAAUGGAUAGAGUUGGAGAGGUGGCCUUAACCAAGGUUGGGGAGUUUAAUUCACAGAAUGUGGCUAAUAUUGCAGGUGCUUUUGCUUCAAUGAAGCACUCUGCUCCUGAUCUCUUUUCUGAAUUAUCCAAAAGGGCAUCAGAUAUAAUUCACACUUUCCAGGAGCAAGAGCUUGCUCAGGUGUUGUGGGCUUUUGCUUCUUUAUCUGAGUCUGCUGAACCUUUGCUGGAAUCUUUAGAUAAUGUUUUCAAUGAUGAAAGCCAAUUUAUAUGCUGCUCAAGCAAAGAAAAUUCAGAAUUUGACAGAGAAAAUGGUGUGGACAACAUAGGAGAUCUUGACUUUGAUGGCGUUAGAAGCUCCCCUGUUCUGAGUUUCAGAAGGGAUCAGCUUGGGAAUAUAGCUUGGUCUUAUGCUGUAAUUGGACAAAUGGAUCGGACUUUCUUUUCCCAUGUGUGGAGAACUCUGAGCCAAUUUGAAGAACAAAGGAUUUCAGAGCAGUAUAGGGAGGAUAUCAUGUUUGCUUCUCAGGUUCAUCUAGUGAACCAGUGCUUGAAGCUUGAGUACCCCCACCUUCAGUUAUCUUUAAGGGAAGAUCUUGAGGAGAAAAUUGCUCGUGCUGGUAAAACUAAGAGAUUUAAUCAGAAAAUGACAUCAUCAUUUCAAAAGGAAGUCGCCCGUCUUCUUGUUAGCACUGGUCUCGAUUGGGUCAAAGAAUAUGUUGUGGAUGGGUACACUUUGGAUGCUGUAUUGAUUGAUAAGAAGGUUGCUAUGGAGAUUGAUGGCCCAACACAUUUCUCAAGAAAUACUGGGGUGCCCUUGGGACAUACUAUGCUAAAAAGGCGCUACAUAACUGCUGCUGGUUGGAAAGUUGUGUCGUUAUCUCAUCAAGAGUGGGAAGAACUUCAAGGUGGUUUUGAGCAGCUAGAGUACCUAAGAGAAAUUCUGAAGGAGCCUUAUAUGUGGACAACAAUACCAUCCUCAUAUAGGCAGUGGGAAAGAUGCAAUUGUUUCGGAGCAGCUAAUAUGCCAAUAUCAAACUUCCUCCGCCUGGACUGA
Prunus armeniaca (apricot) is the source of this 2076-nucleotide messenger RNA. Lineage: Eukaryota; Viridiplantae; Streptophyta; Magnoliopsida; Rosales; Rosaceae. The record is from the annotation of a GenBank genome assembly.